This is a messenger RNA of Cebus imitator (Panamanian white-faced capuchin), 1644 nucleotides long. RefSeq names its product transmembrane protein 120B (gene TMEM120B). Gene Ontology annotation, cellular component: nuclear inner membrane. The transcript is spliced from 12 exons. Bases 142 to 1161 code for a protein of 339 amino acids. The record is from RefSeq and is a predicted model, not a curated record. Lineage: Eukaryota; Metazoa; Chordata; Mammalia; Primates; Cebidae. Gene Ontology annotation, biological process: fat cell differentiation.
GCGCGUGGCUCCGGCUGCGCAGGAACAGCUGGUUCCUCCGAGGGCGGCCGGCAAACGCGCGGGCGUGAGGUGCUGGGGUGGCCGCCGAGCCGCGCUGCGGGAGCAGCCGACACCGCCGCUGGCGCCUUGCACCAACACACCAUGUCCGGGCAGCUGGAGCGUUGCGAGCGCGAAUGGCACGAGCUGGAGGGAGAAUUUCAAGAACUGCAGGAAACACACAGGAUCUAUAAGCAGAAGCUGGAGGAGCUGGCUGCGCUGCAGGCGUUGUGUAGCAGUUCCAUCAGUAAGCAGAAGAAGCACCUCCAGGACUUGAAGCACACACUCCAGAGGUACAAACGCCAUGCCAGUCGGGAGGAGGCGGAGCUUGUUCAGCAGAUGGCCGCAAACAUCAAGGAGCGGCAGAAUGUCUUCUUCAACAUGGAGGCCUACCUGCCCAAGAAGAACGGGCUCUACUUGAACCUGGUCCUCGGCAAUGUGAAUGUGACCCUCCUCAGCAACCAGGCCAAGUUUGCCUACAAGGAUGAGUAUGAGAAGUUCAAGCUCUACCUGACCAUCAUCCUGCUCCUGGGUGCCGUGGCGUGUCGAUUCGUCCUUCACUACAGGGUAACUGACGAAGUCUUCAACUUCCUGCUGGUGUGGUAUUACUGCACCCUGACCAUUCGAGAGAGCAUUCUCAUCAGCAACGGCUCAAGAAUUAAAGGCUGGUGGGUGUCUCACCACUACGUGUCCACGUUCCUGUCCGGAGUGAUGCUGACCUGGCCUAAUGGACUCAUUUAUCAGAAGUUUCGCAACCAGUUUUUAGCAUUUUCCAUUUUUCAGAGCUGCGUCCAGUUCCUGCAAUAUUAUUACCAGAGGGGCUGCCUCUACCGGCUGCGGGCCCUGGGGGAGAGGAACCACCUGGAUCUCACGGUGGAAGGGUUCCAGUCCUGGAUGUGGCGGGGCCUGACCUUCCUCCUGCCCUUUCUCUUCUGUGGCCAUUUCUGGCAGCUCUACAAUGCCGUCACGCUGUUUGAGCUCUCCACCCACGAGGAAUGCAGAGAAUGGCAGGUGUUCGUGCUGGCGCUCACCUUCCUCAUCCUCUUCCUCGGCAACUUCCUGACCACGCUCAAAGUCGUGCAUGCCAAGCUCCAGAAGAACAGAGGCAAGACAAAGCAGCCCUGAGCUCUCGGCUUCUGUGCCCUCGGGCUGGACUUUAGACUGUGGGGCGCUCCUGGGCUCCUCCCCAGCAGCCACCUCAGGCCUGUGGCAUCUCUGGGAGAGAGCCCAGGCCCUGAUCCCCCAAAGGACGAGAGGAAUGUGAGCCCCGCCUGUCUGCACAGUGUUCGCCUAUUUAUAACGUAUUUAAUGCCGGGUCCCCCAUCGUCCCUGGAACCCGGGCCAGUCUUCCUGGGGAUGGGUCUGAAGCCUCAGGGAGCCCCUCUGUUCCCACUCUCGUCAUUUGAACCCCUUUGGGUGGGGUUUGGAUGUGCCUCUGGAGGUUGGAUUUUAUGCUGACCUGCUACUUACCAGGCCCAGGCUGGGGUGGCCUGAACCCUCAGCGCCCUGUGGCGCCCCUGUCCCGGGGCCACUCUGCUUCUGCUGUGAGCCCCCUCCUUGCCCACCCGCCACGUGGUGGGGGUCAUUUAAGUUCUCAGAGACCCACUG